Opisthorchis viverrini is the source of this 2083-nucleotide messenger RNA. RefSeq lists its product as hypothetical. Gene Ontology annotation, cellular component: mitochondrion. The coding region runs from base 287 to 1612 and encodes 441 amino acids. Gene Ontology annotation, molecular function: sulfide:quinone oxidoreductase activity; FAD binding. The record is from RefSeq and is a predicted model, not a curated record. The transcript has 12 exons. NCBI's taxonomy places the organism in Eukaryota, Metazoa, Platyhelminthes, Trematoda, Opisthorchiida, Opisthorchiidae.
AGGCGCGCGGUCCGAAGUUGGGCGUGGGGCCUCAUUUUCAGUGUUUCACCCUCCACAGGACAUCAUAGAGACGUAAAGAGAGGUUGGCUUCGGGAGACACGGUGAUGCCACUUUCAACUUGCGACGUUGUAGGGUUUUCGCCAGCACACCUCAAUUCUGCACUCGCAAACUAAAAGGCAGAGACGUAUAAGUGUUCAUACCACCUCCUUUUGCUGAUAAUACCGUUUCCAAGGAAACCAUUCCAGAUUGCCUUGCCAGUCAAACAACCGUUCGUUAUAUCGUAAACAUGGUCGGUCGUACACUGCUUCUCAGGACUGUUUUUUUGCAGUUCUUCAACCGAACUUUGUGUAGUUCCGGUGUAGCUCAUCAGCAUCACAAAGUAGUGAUUGUUGGUGGUGGAAGUGCUGGCGCGAGUCUUGCUAGCAAAUUGACGAGGUUUUUGAGUGGACACAACAUUGCUGUUAUUGAGCCAUCAGAUGUACACUACUAUCAGCCACUAUGGACACUUGUGGGUGCUGGGAUUCGUCCAUUCAAAGAAUCGGUGAUACCAAUGUCAAAAGCCAUUCCUGAGUCGGUACAUUGGAUAAGAGACGCAGUAUUUGCCAUCGAUCCAGAGAAGUCCAAACUGCACCUGAAGAGUGGUAAACAAGUUACGUAUGACCAGUUGGUACUAGCGGUUGGAAUGGAGCUACGCUUUGAUUUGAUCCCUGGAGCUGUGACAGCUCUCAACACUGACCCGCGUGUUUGCUCCAAUUAUUCUCCGGAUUAUGUUGAGAAGACCUUCAAUGCUUAUCAGUCGUUCAAGGGUGGGCGAGCAAUAUUCACCCUGCCGGUUGGUCCUAUAAAAUGCGCCGGUGCACCGCAGAAAGUAAUGUAUUUGUUCGACGAUUAUCUCCGAAGGAAAGGUCAGCGGCAGUCGGCGGAAAUACUCUACUUUACUGCACUACCCACAAUGUUCUCCGUUGCAAAGUAUGCGGAUAGCUUGGCUGCAAUCUGUCGCGAACGAGGCAUUCAUUUCAAUCUGCAGCAUCACUUAAUUGAGGUCAAUUCAGCGAAGAGUGAGGUUACUGUGGAAAAUCUCCAAACAAAAGAGACCAAAACUUUUCAAUACGACCUGCUGCAUAUCACCCCUCCGAUGGCAGCAUCGCAGGUACUAAUCGACACUCCCAAACUAACGAAGCCCAGCGCAGCGAACUAUGUGGAUGUAGACCCAGCUACCCUACGACAUACGCACUACCCUAAUGUAUGGGCGUUUGGUGAUUGCUCCUCGCUGCCCACGUCGAAAACCACAGCCGCAGUGGCGUCACAGUUACCUGUAUUGUGCAAGAAUCUGCAAAGCGUGCUAACUGGGGGCACUGGCAAUGUUGAACAGUACGAUGGAUAUACCGCUUGCCCUUUGAUCACUGGAUACAACCGUGGCAUCUUGGCAGAGUUUGACUACACAAUGAAACCCCUAGAAACGCUUCCACUCGACCAAAGUAAGGAACGUUAUGUGCAUUACUGGCUCAAAACUACUGUGAUGCCACUCCUUUAUUUGCACUGGAUGCUCAAGGGUCUUUGGUCGGGGCCAAAAUAUUUGCGAAAAAUUCUUCACCUUGGUUUUUCGAGGUGAGCACAGCCAUAAUUUGACAUUCCGGUUUGCAUGCUACGUUGAGCCAGAUGAAUUUUCAGCAGUGAAGUCCUAGCUCACUCCUGAUCUUUCGUGUUGUUUCUUUCAUCAGUGGACUGGCGCCUUCAUGUUCUAUUUUUUUUGUGUGCAGUGUCAUUCAGAUUUUUCUCGAGGUUUUUAGCCAUUAUCUGUUUCGUCUCCUCAGCUUUAAUUUGGUGGCCUGUUUGCGGUCACCCAUCCAGCCUUUUCCUUUUUACACUCCGAGGCCUUGAAUGUAAUUGAGUGUAGUUUGUGGCCGUACGGCAGCACAGUGUCAUUGUCAACACUGAUGUUGCUGUCUACGAUGAUCAUGCUUAUUGUGAUCACAGUUUACCACACUUUGUCUUCCAUUUUUGACUUUAUUACUUUGAGUUAGUCGGUGGCAGAUACCCAUAUGUAAUAUUCAAAUCACUUAUAUUACUGUUACAUGCAGAU